AGUUAACACGAACUUGUUUAUCAUCUUAAUAAACUAAUUGUUAUCUGAACCUAUUUUUGUUUCAUAAAGAUGAUCAGGAGAAUAGGAAUAUGUUUUCUAAUUCUACUGGCAGUCAGUAGUAAAACAUCAAGUGUUAAAGUAUCUACCACUGGCUAUCAUAUAGUACACAACGAACACAAUGGUAACGGUUUUCAUGGUUAUAAAUAUCCUGCGUCAGCACCACCUCUAGCAUUGCCGUUAACAGGAAAUGAUGUGCCUCUAAGUUUUGGGCCGACUUCUCCAGCACCAGCAAAUCCCUUCGCGUCAGGCGGUAAUCCGUUAUAUGGACCACGUUAUCCACAACCCGGUCGAGCAUCAUGUGCCCAACCUCCAGCAGUUUGUGAAAAAUCGACAUAUCGUACCCUCGACGGCUCGUGCAAUCAUUUAGAGCAACCACAAUUGGGCAUGGCUAAUCAACGUUAUGGACGUUUACUUUCACCAAAAUACGCAGAUGGUGUUUCAGCCCCAACUAGAUCGAUAACUGGACAAGAUUUACCUAAUGCUCGUUUAGUGUCACUGGUGGUAUUUGGCGAGAUGGACGUACCUGAUCCAGAUUUUACUCUAGUCAAUAUGCAAUGGGGUCAGAUAAUAACACACGACAUGUCUAUGCAAGCUGGUGGCACACAAUCGAAAAAACAUCCCACACGUUGUUGUACUGACGAUGGCCGUCUUGUUGGAAGCGAGCAGGCAGAUAAGACAUGUUUUGCUAUUUUAGUGCCUCCACAUGAUCCAGCCUUUUCGCAAGUUGGCACUGAAUGUUUAAAUUUUGUACGCACUCUAACAGAUUUGGAUGCCAAUUGUCCCGACAAUCAUGGAGGGCCAGCUGAACAACUUACAGUUGUUACGGCCUACAUGGAUUUAUCAUUGGUUUAUGGCAAUUCUAUACAACAAAACAGUGAAAUAAGAGCUUUCCAAGGUGGACGGAUGAUAGUUGAAGAACGAAAUGGUGCUGAAUGGCUGCCAUCAUCACAGAAUGUCACAGGCGAUUGUGAUGCUACUGAAAUCAACGAAGUUUGUUAUAGAGCUGGCGAUAUUCGUGUCAAUCAAAAUCCUGGUCUAACGAUUUUACAGACCAUUCUUCUUCGAGAACAUAACCGUAUUGCUGACACUUUAGCCAAACUCAAUCCCCAUUACGAUGAUCGUACUUUGUUCCAAGAGGCUCGUAAAAUCAACAUCGGCCAGUAUCAGCAUAUUAGUUAUUACGAAUGGUUACCCAUAUUCUUGGGAGCCGAAAAUAUGUUCAAGAAUCGUUUAAUUUAUAAAGUACCAGAAAAUACUCAUAUCAACGAUUUUGAUUCCAGUAUUGAUCCAUCAGUUUUGAACUCACAUGCAACAGCUGCCUUUAGAUAUUUCCAUUCACAAAUUGAAGGAAGAUUAGAUUUAUUAUCAGAACUUCGAUCUGUUUUGGGCUCUUUACGUUUAAGUGACUGGUUUAAUCGACCUGGUAUCAUAGAAGUUGGCGACAACUUUGAUUCACUAACACGCGGUCAUGCCACUCAGCCAGAGGAAUUAACAGACAUUAACUUUGAUCGAGAGAUUAAGCACUUUUUAUUUAGACGCAACAUGCCAUUUGGCAGCGAUUUGAGAGCUAUAGAUAUUCAACGUAAUCGUGACCAUGGUCUCGCCUCCUAUAAUGAUUUUAGAGAGUUUUGCGGCUUGAGACGAGCUCACAGCUGGGAGGAGUUUGCCGACCUUAUUGAUCCACAAAUAAUUGAAAAACUAAAGAAUUUAUAUGAAAGUCAUGAAGAUGUUGAUGUUACGGUUGGUGGUUCACUUGAAUCUCAUGUUGCUGGAGCUUUAGCUGGACCAACUUUCCUGUGUAUAUUAACCGAACAAUUCUAUCGUACACGUGUGGGCGAUCGUUUCUUCUUUGAGAAUGGAGAUAAAUAUGCCGGUUUUACUCCAGAUCAAUUAGCUGAAAUACGAAAAGCAAGUAUGGCUCGUCUAUUGUGUGACAAUGGUAACAAUAUCGCAUCCAUGCAGCCACAAGCCUUCUUAUCUAUUUCAAAAUCCAAUCCUGUUGUGCCAUGCUCUAAUAUACCACAAGUAGAUUUAACGAAAUGGAUUGAUCAGAAACCAUAUUUGGCAGCCGCCCCCACACCUCUGCAUGGUUAUGGAAAAUAAUAAAAUACAUACAUGUACAUACCUAGUUGUAAAUCAAUUGUAUUAAGGUGUGCUCACAUAUUUGCGAUUUGUAUACAUUUUCCUGAAUCUUUUGCUGAAGACAUUUCAAACUUCGAAGGCCACUUUAUGUAUGAUAUUUUUUUAUUUAAUUUUUCUGUUUAAUUUUUUUAUUUUAUUCUAAAUAUAAAAUUAUAAACUUUCAAAUGUAUUGUUUUUAUAUUGUAUAUUUAGCGUUAACAACUUACUACCACACCAUGUAUCAGCAUUAUUAUUAUUUGUUUUUAUUUGUUUUAGUUUCAAUUGUAAAUAUUAAUUUUAAUAAGAAUUACAUCAAUAUAUAAAUUUAUAAUGUACAAAAUAAAUUAUUAAAAUGCGUUGUUUUAAUUUUAAUUGUAAAUGUUUAAGUAUGUUUUCAGAUUUUAUGCUUCAUUCUUCUCCAAGUAAACGUUUUUUAAUUAAAUACCUCAAAGUACAAUCGAACAGAAAAUGGACAUUUUAGUCCACAUAGAAAAUUAAAUGUUUUAGAUCUCUUAAUAAAUUACUUAAUAAGUAAAGGUGGGAAAAGGGUAAAACCUAAUUGACAAUUAAAUAAUAGGCUUUGUUAAUUUUCAUAAAAAUGAUUAGAUUAGUCCAAGGUUUGGGACUUUAGGAUACAAUAUUUUCCACUUAAAAUAAUAUUUACAUAUACAUACCCCAAAAAAGGUAAUAAAAAUGUAUUUACUCUGUUUCUAGCCACAAUUUUCCGAACUACCAGAUAGAAUCCCAUUUAUAUUAAAAAGAUAUCAUACGAAUAAUAGAAUAAUCUAUGUAUGUACAUAUAUUUAAAUAAGAGUC
Lucilia sericata (common green bottle fly) is the source of this 2997-nucleotide messenger RNA. RefSeq names its product peroxidase. Bases 70 to 2163 code for a protein of 697 amino acids. The transcript has 9 exons. Gene Ontology annotation, biological process: response to oxidative stress. Gene Ontology annotation, molecular function: peroxidase activity; heme binding. Lineage: Eukaryota; Metazoa; Arthropoda; Insecta; Diptera; Calliphoridae. The record is from RefSeq and is a predicted model, not a curated record.